Molecule: messenger RNA, 1644 nt
Organism: Echinococcus granulosus
Lineage: Eukaryota; Metazoa; Platyhelminthes; Cestoda; Cyclophyllidea; Taeniidae
Product: Epithelial splicing regulatory protein
Exons: 7
Coding region: 1-1644 (547 amino acids)
Biological process (GO): regulation of RNA splicing
Cellular component (GO): nucleoplasm; ribonucleoprotein complex
Molecular function (GO): RNA binding
Source: RefSeq, a predicted model, not a curated record
AUGGCGCAAAAACGGAGUCUGAUAGAGACCACUGAAGGUCUUCCAAAAUUUCCACGAUUGGAAGAAUCCAGUAUGGAUUAUCUUCUUCCUGUUGAAUAUGUUAGAAAUGGCACUUCUCCUUGCAUCUCCCAGAUUGCCGCAGCACUGUUCAGUCUAGAAGAGAGAAAGUUGACACAGUCUAUAGAGCGGCAUUGUCCACUUUCUGCUGUCACCAUGGUAACCAAAGGACAUAAAGGCCUCCGAAAUGGCCUUCAUCAUGAAAUGGUCCAUUUGGGCGUGAAAAAGUCGAUCUCAGAGCGAUCGUUUUGGUGGAGGUACCUCGAAAUUAGUGAUUUUUCGAGGAGCAAUGGUAACGAGCGACUUUUUCCCAAUAAUGCUGCUUAUACAGGAGUUGCUAAGGCAACAACCCCAGUAGCAAAGGUGGAAUUGAUAUGUGAUGCCAUUCGAAGGCAUGUAAUUGAAGGAUAUCCCCUCGGGACCCCGAGACAAAUUAAUCCCUCGUAUUCACACGCCAACAUUCUAGAAGGCACAAAACUGGCACCGGGUACUGUGGUGGAGAUCCACCAGAUACCCUGGACAGCCACGCCCUUCUCCAUCGCAGUUUUCUUCCGUGGACUCAAUAUUCGACCCGGUGGAAUUGCCGUCAAGAUUGCCGAUGGUCGUCGUAGCAAUACUGCCUACGUAGCAUUUGAGAGUGACCUUGAUGCCCAACUAGCCUGUGAAAGAACCACACCAGAGGACUACGAGGUAUUAGCCAGUCUUGAGAACUCGCCAACCACUCAGAGCAGUCGGCCACCCAAUAUCCAGAUAGAUAUGACCUCGGAAGUGCUCUUCCUUCAGUAUGCUGUCUGUAGAAUUCCUGGGGUAGCUCAUUUCCUACAACAGUUGACGGAUGAAAGCCAAAUCGUUGUCCGUAUUCGUGGACUGCCUUAUGCUACAAAGAAGCCGGACAUUGUUAAAUUCUUCAAACAAGUAAACGCGGAAAUUCUAAACGGUGAGAAUGGCAUCUUCUUCGCCACCCACGCGGAUUGCCGACCGACUGGGGAUGCUUUUGUCCUCUUUGUGGACAACGAAGCCUCUGAUCGGGCGUUGACGCGCCAUCGCAACUACCUCGGUCAGCGCUACGUAGAACUGUUCAAAGCCUCACCUUCAGAGGCUGUUCAGGUGUGCCAAAGUGCCCAAGAGAGAGGUACCUCAAUCGGCAAUAAGUCUGUAAGCUUAGGUGGUAAAACCUUGAAGCCACCGAUGUCGACAGUGACAAUCAAGAAAACUGCCCCCGCCCUACCCUUAGCUGCUGCUCCUCGUCCGUCUCUACCUCCUCUUUCUGCUUCUGUUCCAACUCCCAAUUUGUCAGCAGCUCUGACAUUGUCAGAGAUUCCCUCCAGCCUCCUCAAUCCCCUUCUCUUUCCAUCUUCAUUCCUCUCAGUUCCUCUGACAACAGCCUUUCCGAUUACAACGGAAUUUGUUGAUCCGACGGAUCCAAAAUGUCUCUUCCCACGACCCCUACCCCCGGGUGGAGCCAAGUUCGUCCUUCAGAUCAUGGAUCUGCCAUCCACGUUCAGUCGACAGGAAAUGCGGCUGUUUUUGGGAGUGGAUAUCUACGCCAAGGUCUUCAGGAUGUGCAAAAUCGUAAGCUGGGACUGA